Molecule: messenger RNA, 4330 nt
Organism: Anastrepha ludens (Mexican fruit fly)
Lineage: Eukaryota; Metazoa; Arthropoda; Insecta; Diptera; Tephritidae
Gene: bsf
Product: leucine-rich PPR motif-containing protein, mitochondrial
Exons: 7
Coding region: 61-4245 (1394 amino acids)
Molecular function (GO): protein binding
Source: RefSeq, a predicted model, not a curated record
ACUUCAGAUAGCUAAAUAUCUCUCUACUUGUCACAACCAUUAUUCCAGAAGGCAUAAAGGAUGGCAUCAAUUUUGCGUACAGGAAAAUUUCUUCGCUAUUUCGCAGGUUUCACGCGAAAUUUUGUCGUUGAUUCAGUACGACAAAGUGAAAAUGGAAUUAAUCUGCUACAAAUCACUCCCAGUGUUGGCAUACAAUUCCAGCAUGGCUUCGCCAGCAAUCCAGCACCCAAGUCAGAUCUCAACUUGGAAAAACAGUUGCGCCGGCUAGAUCAAGAUGUGCGUCGUGUCGGACGAAUUUCGCGGCGAGAUAUUGAGGAAGUGCUGGAAGAGAUACGCACGCAACAAUCAGCCACUAGUUCACAAUCGCUGCUCGUAAUACGUUGUUGUGGGAAUUUGGUGCCAGAAGAAAUGCCGGAGGUGCGUACUGCACUAGUGCAAGAGAUUUGGAAGACACUUAAUGUGUUGAAUGUGGCAAUGGAUAUAUCUCACUAUAAUGCUUUGCUGCGUGUCUAUUUGGAAAAUGAGCAUCCGUUCUCACCUACAGAAUUUUUAGCAGAAAUUGAGUCCAAAAACAUAGAGCCAAAUCGUGUGACAUAUCAGCGAUUGAUUGCACGCUAUUGCCAGCAAGGCGAUAUUGACGGGGCUACGCGCAUAUUAGAAUUUAUGCGUUCCAAGAAUCUUCCAGUAAACGAGAAUGUUUUUAAUUCGCUUAUACUUGGUCAUUCACAGGCCAAUGAUCUAGAAUCAGCCAAAGGUAUUUUAUCGGUGAUGAAACAGGCUAAUUUGGAUCCCAGUGCUGACACCUACACAACUCUUCUGUGUUGUUAUGCUCGUCAUGGUGAUGUUGAUUCUAUACUUCGUACACUGGACGAAUGUGAAAAGGCGGAAAUAUUCUUACUUGAUAAAGACCUGUUGGACAUCGUCUAUGUACUGAGCAUUAACGGACAUGCGGAUAAAGUGGAUGUAGUGCUUGCAAGAUUGCGCAUUUCGGCAGGUUUCAAUCAAGAUGCAGUGAAUGUUAUACUACGGUUGGUGAACAAGGGUUAUGAGGACGUCGGAUUAAAAAUUUUGCAAGUAAUGCCACGUAGCACUCGUCCUGAUGGCCAACUGGUAGAUACCGGAAACUUUUUCAUUAAGCAGCUUGUCAAAGCCAACCGUCCAAUGGACAAGAUCUUAAGUAUUUGCAAAACUCUUCAGGAUGAAGGUCUGAACCCUAAAGCGCUUUUGGUAGCCACUGAAGCUGGUCUUAGUAAUGGUGUGGUUUCUAAUGCACUUCCGCUAUUGCGCGAAUUGAAGAAUGCUGGUUUGCCUAUUCGCCAGCAUUACUUCUGGCCAUUGAUUUGCUCUGCUGAAUCAAACCAAAUCAUGUCCAUAAUACGUAACAUGCAAGAUGAGUUCGCUUUGCAUCCGAACUCUGAAACCUUGCGCGACUACGUCAUUCCUAAUUUAAAGGAGAAGAACUGGGAUAAAAUCGUAACAAUCUUACGUGAUGCGGGUAUAUCGAACGCUAGUGCAGCAGCAUCCGCUGCUUACGUAGCAUUGACUACAAAUCAAUUGAAGUCUGCCGCUAAUAUUAUGGAGUCAUAUAGAUCAUAUUAUUCAUCCCAAUUGUUCAGACAACCCUUAAUUCACGCGCUAUCAGCUACCAACGACUAUGUCUCGUUUACUCGUGUGGUCAGGCAACUAUACGAAACCGUUCAGAGUCGCUCACUUAACGCACAGCGUACCGAAGCUGAGGAGGGCUCUGAAGUAGAAGCAAAUGGUGAAACAAUAGAAAAUGAGGGGCCUAAUCUAAGCUUUGAUGUUGUUGGAGCUGUCCUGAAUGACAUUUGCUCAUAUUUUCGUCGCAAUAGAAUUGAAGUAUUAAGUAACAUUUUGCCAGCGCUGGUAAAGGAGGGGCUCACCAUUAGUAAUACAAGUGCUGCGCGUAUUUCAGAACGCCUGGGCUCCGAAAUGACAACUGAAAUCUCCGAGAACUUGGCCAAACUUACCUCUGGUGAAUUAGAGCUUGUACCACUGAAAACUUCAGAACAGCGCAAACGUGGUCUGGAUUCGUUGACAGUUGAAGAACUUGAACGUUUCAUCGCUAACGUCGAAACGAAAGGCGAUAAUGCUAACAAUUUAAAACGACAACUACUAAACGCUUGCUUCCGUUCUGGUAAUUUGGAGAAGACUUUGCAAGUCAUCGAAAAGCUGGAAGCGGAAAAGUUCACAAUUUCAGUUGGAAUAUGGGCGCAACUAAUAGAUUUGUACGCAACGGAAAAUAAGACAUCAGAGGCAUUAAAACAAUACGAAAAAAUUAAAGCGGAUAAUCCUGAAUUCGUGUUGGACAACCUUAAAUCGGUGCACAUUGCAAACCUACUCAUAAACGAAGAACGAUUCGACGAAGCCAUUAAAUUCUUGGAACGUAAUAAGAAACCGGAGCUAGUAACGGACAACGAAGGUUCUUUUAACUAUAUCUCGGUUGUAUGGCGUCUAUUGAAUACACUGGCCGAAGCUGGUAAAGCGGAUAAAUUGCAACAACUGUUUGAUACAUUGGUGGGCGGAAAUUAUAUUUACCCCACUAAUGUACUUUUGGGGCCAUUAAUAAAAGUGCAUCUUAAAAAUGACAACAUUCCUCAAGCUAUGGAAGCAUUUGAGCAGAUCUGCGAAAAGUAUAAGUGUACGCCGUGGAAAAAUGAUCUAGCUUGUCGCCUCAUAGAAAUGGAGGAUGCCGCUAAUCUGCAAAAGCUAACUGAUUUGAGCACAAACAUUCAUGGUGAAGUAAACAGUCUGUAUGAUUUGGUAUUUUCGUUUGUCGAGUGUGGACGCAUACGUCAAGCAAGAAAGAUUUUGGAAACACCUGGACUUCGUACACGUCCACAACGUAUUAACAGCGCAUGUGAACGUUACAAAAACGAGGGUAUGGUAGAACCACUUGAAGGUUUGGUUGAAGCGACAAAGGAUCUUAAUCAUAUUGAUCGCAACAAGAUCUACUAUAAUUUAUUGCUGAGUUACUGUAAGUCGGAAGAUACCGAAAAGGCCUUGGGUCUUUGGACCAAAAUGCAGGAAGAGGACAUAGCGCCCACCGAUAUUUUCCUUAUUAAAUUGGCAGAACUGUUGAAGCAGAAAAACAUAAAAGUCCCAUUUGCUGUACCAGAACUAGAAAAAGCACCAGCGGCUAAGUCGAAUAAAACAAAAAAUGCCGAAUUGGAUAAUGCUAUAAAGGAAACAAAGUCACCAACUACUUUAUCGCUUCUGCGGAAAGCUAUCAAAGCUGGUGAGAUUGACGCUGCGCUAGAUUUUAAAAACCAAUUACGAUCAGUUGAAGCUGUGAGCAUCAAUGAUCUUUCGCAAUUGAUCGAGCAUGCGGUACGCGCUGGACGUCUGACGGAUGCGACAAAAAUCGUAACCGAGCUGUUAGCGAAAAAGCAAUACCCAAAACCGAAAAUUUUCAGAUUUUACUUAAAUAAGAUUGCUGCCGCUGGCGACGUGAAUACAUUACAAGUACUCGGAGAGCAAUUAUCAGAUGAUCAAAAGAAAAUAGUUUCUUUUGAUAACCGUUUUUGUCAUGCAAACAUUAUAGCUGGUAAAGCGGAUCAGUAUUUGCAGUCAAUCUAUGAGCAGAUUGCUGCAGCAAAAACUCCAGAAGAAGCUGCUAAACUAGCUGAUCAUUUUCCACGUGGUGGCGCUCUAGGAAUUUUACAACAAAACCCCGAAACAUUGCCAUUAUUCGAAAAAAUUGCGGAAAAAUACGCUGAACAAAAGCAAUUAGGCCCAGUUAAUGUGCUAUGGAUGCAUUUACUCUCAAAAGGCGAUGAAGCUGCAUCGAAAUCCAUAUGGGAUAAACACCUUUCGAACGCACCACGUCUAAUGUUCCAACGAGUUCUGCAGACGGCGCGCGAGCAAAAAGACGAGAAGCUCGCUCAAGCGGUAAUAAGUCAAUUGCGUGAGUCAAAGAUCUCGGAAGGAGCUAUUGGGAAUGCUUAUUCGUGCCUAAUUGACAUACACACCACUGGCAACAAUUUAGAUAAAGCGCUGGACACGCUGAAAACAGCAAUCAAAGAUAUAUGUUUAGAGAAUAUAAAUCGCACUGCGUUAGUGCGCCUGAAAACUGCACUUCAGGAGCAGAAUAAGGAAUUUCCAUUCGAAAUUCCUGAAAAGAAGUCGCAAAAAAACAGCAGCAGCAGCAGCUCACAAUCAUCUGAUGAUGACGUUACGCCGAAGCGACCAGAGACAAGACCAAUUACACGGCCAACUAAAUAAAUAGGGAUAUAUUAAAUAUGUUCGUAGUCUGUAACAUUAACGAAUAAUUGUUGAUUCUUAUUUUAAAUAAAUGCUAAGUACUUCA